Paramacrobiotus metropolitanus is the source of this 1372-nucleotide messenger RNA. RefSeq lists its product as uncharacterized. Lineage: Eukaryota; Metazoa; Tardigrada; Eutardigrada; Parachela; Macrobiotidae. Gene Ontology annotation, molecular function: glycine N-acyltransferase activity. The record is from RefSeq and is a predicted model, not a curated record. Gene Ontology annotation, cellular component: mitochondrion. Bases 122 to 1018 code for a protein of 298 amino acids. The transcript is spliced from 5 exons.
AUUUGAGUUUCUGUUCGUGUUCUUAAAUGUAUGAGUAAAUCUUAUUCGAAGUUAUCUUUUUUUCUAGAAAUUAAAAGUAAGGUUAUUUUCUUCCGAAGCACCUGCUGCUCGAAAAUUAAGAAUGUCAGUUACUCUGAACGCUGAACAACUUACCCAGGUUCUUCCAACGCUUAGAUCAUUCCACCCGAAGUCAUUACAGAUUGAAGCCAUGGUCAGGAAUCAUUUAUCGGGAAUCUGUGCAUGGCCUGGUGUUGAGUUCGUGGCCGAUCAGUUUCCAGAUUACAGAGUUAUUAUCUGUCGUGUGAUCAAGAACUCGAAGGAAUUCGUGGGACGCGCGAGCGUGCCAGGCAUUACCCUGCUUUCGAAAGAUGACGCAGUAUUAGCAGAGAUGUUGGCUGAUUGUGUUGACUGGAGCACUGAGCUUAUUUUUGUAGGCAUCCCGAAGACGAUAUGUCCAAUUGUGGAGCGCAUAGGCGCAGUCAAAGGAACAAUUUCCGAAAAUCACGAUGACGCAUACUGUGUGGCGUUCACAUUAGAUCCUGCGGAAAUGAUUUUACGACCGCUGCCUGCCGGAUUCGUGUUAGGGGAACUGUCGGAACACCAUGCCGAACAGUUGUGUUCAGAGUGGAAGUAUGGCUCGGCUGCGAUGCUUCCCUACUUCCAGUUUCUGCUCUGUUCCAACUUUCCUAGCGCUGCAGUAUUCGAAGAGGGUAGCGAUGUUCCUGUGGCAUAUGUUAUAUACAGUCUUGGUGACGGCAGUCUCGGAACCGGUUACGUACAUGAGAAGUACCGCGGCAACGGAUUGUUCCACAUUGUCUGCUACCACGCGGCGCUGAAAAUUCGAAACAUUGGCCAGGAAAUCGUAUGGGUAUAUGUGGAAAAAGCUAACCAGUCAUCCCUAAAUGCAUUCCGAAAAAUGGGAGCAAAGAUGGUUGACCCUCGAGAAUGGUCGAUCGAUUGGAUGAUGUAUGCACCGAAAUUUUGCGACGAAGAUUCUAAGGACAUUGUGACGUCUUAAACUUUAAAUCCGAGUUUCGAAAUUCUGGUGAAUUGUAAUACCGUUGAAAUUCAAGGAUAUUUCCUUACCUGGUGAUGGUUUGUGCUGAAAACGUUUAGGUGAAAAACUGAAAUACCUUGUUGUGAAUUUCUGGUAAUUUUUUAAAGAAAUAAGUAUUUUUCAUGAAGGUUUGGAAAAUUUUUUCGAUUUGUGUUAGAUAUAGUCUUCCUUUCAGUGAUAGUUUCCUAGAAUAGAUGUGCUCAAAACAGUCCCUGAUAGUUUAUUAUAUUGUUGUCAUUGCUAUAAAUGAACGAUAUUUUGCGAAUUGUACUCGUAUAAUAAAUCGCUCCCGUAGCCACUCGUUGUUGUUAAUUU